UCAUUUUCCCCCUCUCCGAACGACCUUGGGGUUGGAUCAACAUUGUACAUUCCAUACCAUCCCUUUCUAGGUCCUCCGCGCGUGGAAGCAUAGCUCGCGACAAGAUUUGCGCCCAGCUUGCGAAACACCUUCGCCUACCUUGAAAGUAUCACCCUUCCUUCGAUUCUUCUUAACAUACAGGGUGGUCAAUUUGGAAGUCUUUCCAGCAUCUCUCACCUACCUACUACCGAAAGCCACCUUCCUCAUGGAGUAGUGCGCUUCGUCCUCUCGUUUCUCUCUUUCUUUAGACAACACGUCUUCCGACCUCACAAUCACAACUGUGAGACUUGACAUUUCUACGUGCCACCAGGAGCAGAAAUGGCUCUUCCAGAAAAUGAGCGCCUUCCUGGGGACAAGGCCGAGAACGCUGAUAUCGAGUUGAUGGAACGGGGAAGCGCAUCCUCAGCCGAACAUCGCAAGUCAGCUGGUCGUUCUUCCAUCUCUAGUUCGACGGUGGUCCCGGCAGGAGAGAAGGACAAAGGUUCUCGUUCUAAUGCUCUAGCCAAAUCCGAAGAUCCAGAUGCGCUUUUCGCGCACCUCCCAGAGCAUGAAAAGGAGAUUCUGAAGAAGCAACUGGAUUCGCCGGAUGUGAAUGUGUCGUUUUUCGCUCUCUUUCGCUAUGCCUCGCGCAUGGACAUCUUGAUCAUGCUUGUCAGUGCGCUUUGCGCUAUCGUGGCAGGUGCUGCUCUACCUCUAUUUACCAUUCUCUUCGGCUCACUGGCUUCGGCAUUCAGAGGAAUCGCUCUGUACGAACUCUCGUACCACGACUUCUAUCACCAGUUAACGAAGAAUGUUCUUUACUUUGUGUAUCUUGGAAUUGCCGAGUUUGUUACCGUCUAUAUUUCCACCGUCGGGUUCAUCUACACCGGGGAACACAUCACUCAGAAAAUUCGUGAACAUUAUCUAGAGUCUAUCUUGAGACAAAACAUGGGCUACUUUGAUAGACUAGGAGCCGGUGAAGUUACAACUCGCAUUACAGCCGACACGAAUUUGAUCCAAGACGGUAUCUCGGAGAAGGUUGGACUCACACUAACAGCCAUUGCCACCUUCGUGACUGCGUUCAUUGUCGCCUAUAUCAAAUAUUGGAAACUCGCUCUGAUCUGUACCUCAACCAUUGUUGCCCUUGUGAUGACUAUGGGAGGUGGCUCUCGCUUUAUUGUCAAGUACAGCAAAAAGUCCUUGGAGAGCGCUGGUGCCGGCGGAACUGUUGCGGAAGAGGUCAUCAGCUCAAUUCGUAAUGCCACUGCAUUCGGUACUCAAGACAAACUGGCCAAGCAAUACGAGGCUCAUUUGGCCGAGGCCGAAAAAUGGGGUAUUAAGACUCAGAUUAUUCUCGGCUUCAUGAUUGGUGGCAUGUUCGGUAUCAUGUUUUCCAACUACGGCCUUGGUUUCUGGAUGGGCUCUCGUUUCCUCACAGAUGGAGAGGUCAACGUGGGACAAGUAUUGACUGUUCUGAUGGCUAUCCUGAUUGGAUCAUUUAGUCUAGGAAAUGUCGCCCCCAAUGGUCAGGCCUUCACGAAUGCUCUCGCCGCAGCCGUCAAGAUCUAUGGGACUAUCGAUCGUCCCUCUCCUCUGGAUCCCUAUUCCGAGGAGGGCGAGAAGCUCGAACACUUCGAAGGCAAUAUCGAAUUCCGCGACAUCAAGCACAUUUACCCAUCUCGUCCGGAAGUUACUGUCAUGGAUGGUGUUUCUCUGAUUAUGCCUGCCGGCAAGACAACUGCGCUUGUUGGCCCAUCGGGCUCGGGAAAGAGUACUGUUGUUGGUCUGGUCGAGCGAUUCUAUUUUCCUGUGGGAGGUUCCGUUCUUUUGGAUGGCCAUGACAUUUCGACACUCAACCUUCGUUGGCUGCGUCAACAAAUAUCGCUGGUUAGUCAGGAACCUGUCCUCUUUGGUACGACGAUUUAUCACAACAUUCGACACGGUCUUAUCGGCACGAAGUAUGAGAACGAAUCCGAGGACAAAAUCAGGGAAUUGAUUGAAAACGCAGCGAAGAUGUCCAACGCUCACGACUUCAUCACAGCCCUUCCUGAAGGCUACGAGACGAAUGUGGGUCAGCGGGGUUUCCUACUAUCCGGAGGACAGAAGCAGCGCAUUGCUAUCGCGCGCGCUAUAGUCAGUGACCCGAAGAUUCUUUUGCUCGACGAAGCCACAUCUGCUCUGGAUACGAAAUCCGAAGGUGUUGUUCAGGCAGCCUUGGAUAGAGCUGCCGAAGGCCGCACUACUAUUGUCAUUGCUCACCGUCUUUCUACCAUCAAGUCAGCCCACAAUAUCGUCGUUAUGGUGAACGGCAAGAUUGUGGAACAAGGCAAUCAUGACGAACUCGUUGGUCGCAAGGGCACCUACCACAGCCUCGUGGAAGCACAACGCAUUAACGAGGAGAAGGAUGCGGAAGCCCUGGCUACUGAUGAAGCAGACAUGGACGAGGAUGACUUCGCGAGGGAAGAAAUCGAACGCAUCAAGUCAGCAAGCAGUGGCACCGGUUCUCUAGCUGAUGACGACGAGAAGAUGUUCGCCGGUAAUGGCCUUGGACGUAGUGGAACACACAAGUCAAUCUCCAGCGCCAUUCUGGCCAAGAGAGAGCCGGAAAUCGCUAAGAAAUACUCACUAUGGUCUUUGGUCAAAUUCAUUGCUUCCUUCAACCGCCCUGAGAUUCUCUAUAUGCUCAUCGGAUUGGUCUUUGCGGUCCUAUCCGGUGGUGGCCAACCCACCCAGGCCGUUCUGUACGCCAAGGCCAUCAGCACUCUUUCGCUGCCUACGAGCGAGGCCGCUAAAAUUCGGCAUGAUGGUGCUUUUUGGGCCUUGAUGUUCUUUGUGGUUGGAAUCGCGCAGUUCAUCAACCUUUCCAUCAAUGGUGCCGCUUUCGCCGUGUGCUCGGAGAGAUUGAUUCGGCGAGCUCGAAGCAUGGCCUUUAGAUCCAUGCUGCGUCAGGAUAUUACCUUUUUUGAUAGAGAGGAAAACAGCACUGGUGCACUCACAUCCUUUUUGUCGACUGAGACCAAACAUCUGUCAGGUGUCAGUGGUGCCACAUUGGGUACAAUCCUUAUGACCAGCACGACCCUAGGUGCGGCUAUGAUUAUCUCUCUCAGCAUCGGGUGGAAGCUGGCUCUGGUCUGUAUUUCCGUCGUUCCGGUUCUACUGGGAUGUGGAUUCUACCGCUUCUACAUGCUCGCGCAGUUCCAACAAAGAUCUAAGAGCGCCUACGAAGGGUCUGCAAGCUAUGCCUGUGAGGCGACCUCGGCUAUUCGCACCGUGGCCUCUCUCACUCGGGAAAAGGAUGUUUGGGAUAUCUACCACGGCCAAUUAGCGGCGCAGGGCCGUACAAGUCUGAUCUCAGUGCUGAAGUCCUCUAUUCUAUAUGCCGCCUCGCAGGCUCUGGUCUUUUUCUGUGUUGCCCUCGGUUUCUGGUAUGGAGGUACGCUCCUGGGGCAUCACGAGUAUUCUGUCUUCCGUUUCUUCGUCUGCUUCUCCGAGAUUCUGUUCGGUGCUCAGUCUGCGGGUACUGUCUUCUCAUUCGCUCCAGACAUGGGCAAGGCGAAAAAUGCGGCGGCCGAAUUCCGCAGACUUUUUGACAGGAAGCCGCAGAUCGACACCUGGUCGGAGGAAGGCGAAAAGCUUCAGUCUGUGGAGGGAUCUAUCGAAUUCCGUGACGUUCAUUUCAGAUACCCUACUCGCGCCGAACAGCCGGUCCUGCGUGGACUGAAUCUGACCGUCAAGCCCGGACAAUACGUUGCCCUGGUUGGCCCAAGUGGUUGUGGUAAAAGUACCACCAUUGCGCUUCUUGAACGGUUCUAUGAUGCCAUCGCUGGAAAGGUCCUAAUUGAUGGGAAAGACAUCACUCAGCUGAACGUCAACUCCUACCGCAGUUUCCUGUCGCUUGUUAGCCAGGAACCCACCUUGUAUCAAGGCACCAUUAGGGAGAAUAUUCUCCUGGGCGUCACUGGUGAGGAGGUACCCGAGGAGGCGCUGAUCAAGGCUUGCAAGGAAGCCAAUAUUUACGAUUUCAUCAUGUCUCUCCCAGAUGGAUUCAAUACGGUAGUCGGCAGCAAAGGAGGCAUGUUGUCUGGAGGUCAAAAGCAACGUGUGGCUAUCGCACGGGCCCUGAUCCGGGAUCCCCGAGUUCUGCUUCUUGACGAAGCCACCUCUGCCCUUGACUCGGAAUCCGAGAAAGUUGUUCAAGCAGCACUCGAUGCUGCUGCUCGGGGCCGAACCACCAUCGCAGUUGCACACCGUCUCAGUACCAUCCAGAAAGCCGACAUUAUUUACGUAUUUGACCAAGGCAAGAUCGUGGAGAGCGGUACACACCAGGAGCUGAUCCGUGCCAAAGGUCGCUACUUCGAGCUGGUCAACUUGCAGAGCCUCGACAAGGGCCACUAAUUCAAUUGCGCUAUAUAUCCUGUACAGCUGGUUUAAUAUCCUGUCUAUUUUCACCACUUGUUUUAAGAUCUUCACCACUUCUUUUUUUUUUUUUUUUACGCUGUUGUUUCUCAUGUGACAUGAAUUUGGAGGCACAUGCAUGAUACUGUGUCCCCCACGGAUAAUGUGACUCGCAUUUACCAUGUUGCGGAGUUGACUG
Molecule: messenger RNA, 4612 nt
Organism: Aspergillus aculeatus ATCC 16872
Lineage: Eukaryota; Fungi; Ascomycota; Eurotiomycetes; Eurotiales; Aspergillaceae
Gene: mdr1
Product: ABC multidrug transporter Mdr1
Exons: 4
Coding region: 358-4413 (1351 amino acids)
Biological process (GO): transmembrane transport
Cellular component (GO): membrane
Molecular function (GO): ATP binding; ABC-type transporter activity; ATP hydrolysis activity
Source: RefSeq, a predicted model, not a curated record